Messenger RNA from Crotalus tigris (Tiger rattlesnake), 5088 nucleotides. RefSeq names its product vitellogenin-1-like. Gene Ontology annotation, biological process: lipid transport. The record is from RefSeq and is a predicted model, not a curated record. NCBI's taxonomy places the organism in Eukaryota, Metazoa, Chordata, Lepidosauria, Squamata, Viperidae. Gene Ontology annotation, molecular function: lipid carrier activity.
AUGAAAGGUGUAAUUUUAAUACUAGCAUUGACCCUUGUGGAAAGUGUCUUAACUCCUGAUAAAAUUUUAUUGUAUGAUUAUGAAUUUGAAGUUCAGAACAGAAUGUCUGAAAAUGGCUUUUCAAGUGCUGGACUAAAAGUUAAGUGUAAAGCAGAAAUUGGAAAUGUUGUUCAAGACCAGAAGUUUCUAAAGGUUGAUUGUUUUGAAGGACUGGAUUACAAUGGCAUUUACCCCUGGAGCAAUUUUGUUUCAUCACCCAAAUUAACUGCAGUGUUUCAGGAACACUUGAAGAAUUUAAUUCUUACAUUUCAAUACAGAAAUGGGCAUGUCGAUGACAUAAUGGUUCCAGAAAAUGUCUCAGAAUUUGCUCUAAACGUCUGCAAAGGAAUUUUGAAUUUAUAUGAAAAUACCAUCAAGAAUGACCAGAAAACUUAUAAUUUAAAAGAGAAUGGCAUUGAAGGUAGAUGUGACACAACAUACCUCCUUCAAAACACCGAGAAACCAGAUGAAUUCUUGGUGACCAAAUCCAAGGAUUUAACUAAUUGUGAUAACGAGGCUAAACAGAUUGUUGGUGCUGCACAUGUGACUCCAUGUGAGUUCUGUAGACAGAAAAAUAGGAAUUUUCAAGGCACACGUAUAUACAACUACAGAAUGAAGGAUUUGAAGGAAAGGAAUGAAAAAAUAAUCCUACACGCCACUGCUCAAGAAAUUCAGCAAUUCACACCAUUCAGAGAAGAAACUGGUGAAACUAUCAUAAUGGAGGCCAGGCAGAAACUGGAAUUCAUUGAAGCCCAUAGCCGCUUGCCACAAAUACCUUCUCAUUUGCAGAAACAUGGCUCACUUUUAUAUAGUUUUAAAGAUAAUCCAAUACUUCCUGUUCCAUUAUCAAAAAUCAAGAACAGAAACAAGGAGAUUGAGGAUGGAUUGCAUUACCUGGCAAAUGACAAUGUUCCAAAAGAUGGUAAAAGAUUUUUGCAACUGGUCAACCUUUUGCGCACAGAAAAAGAAAUUAAUUAUUCUGAAGUCUUUGACCCCUUUUAUAGCCAGCCAAAGUAUAGAGCCAUUGUUUUGGAUUUGAUCUCUGCUGCGGGGACUUCAAUGGGACUAAGAUAUGUGAGGCACAAAAUAGUUCAACAAGAGAUCACCACAACUGAAGCAGCCCAGAUAUUGCUUGUCUUCUUCCAUUACUCCAAUGCAUUUGAAGAAGUAGUUGAAGAAGCUAUGGCCAUAAUGAUAGACGUUCUUAAAGGUUCACGGAGUCUCUAUCGUACUACCAUCUGUCUGGCCUAUGGAUCAUUACUUUCAAGAUUCUAUGCCAUCUCAGAGACAAUCCCUGACAAAUAUCUCAAGCCUCUGACUGAUUUUGCAACUAAAGCCAUAAGAUCAUCUGACAUAGAUGCAAGUGUCUUGGCUUUGAAAACCUUUGGCAACGUGAGACACAUAAUUGUCUUGAAGCCCAUUAUGAAGUAUCUGCAAACUGCUGAUCCCUCUGAUAUUAGAAUUCAACAGAAUGCUAUCAUGGCUCUAAGAAAUCCUGCCAAAAAAGACCCUAUGCGGGUACAAGGAAUUUUACUUCCAAUAAUCAAGAAUUACAAAAUUGAUCCUCUAGUCCGAACAUGUGCUGCCUUUGUCCUUCUGGAAUCAAAGCCUACUUUCCCUAUUCUGAUGACCUUAGUUAAUGCAAUGUUACAUGAACCUAGUAUACAGGUUGAAAACUUUGUCUUCAUGUACCUCAGCACAAUAGCCGGAAGCCGAUCUCCUGAAUUCCAAGUGAUGGCUUCUGCUUACAGGACGGCUCUCAAAGUACUAACUGAAAAAAGUCAAAAAUGGGCAGGUUAUUCAGUCAGCAGAUAUUCCCUCAUGGAAUACUUUGAUGAAUUUUAUAAGGGUCGUUUGGGAAUGAAUUCAAUGUUUCUUCAUGAAGAAAUGAAUACACAGCCAACAUUUACAAUGAAAAAUUUCAAGGCAAUCUUCAUGGGCAGCAUAUUUUCUCCUUUGGAGAUAGGAGUUCAAAUACAAAGAAUAAAAGAACAAGAUAACAAAGGUCACGAUUCACAGCAACUUCAGAAAACGCCUUCUGGCCAGAAAAUCACAACAGGUGGGUCUAUUGCUCUAGAAGUAUAUGCCAAAAUAUUUGACCAGGAGAUCGUAACUGAGUACAUAAAGAUGGAUAGAAUUCGACAAAUAUUACAGGCAAAUCGUGAAAAAGGACAUCUUCUUUGGAUGAAAUAUCUUAUAGAUGUCCUUAAAAAUCUUCCAAAUAUUCACUGGCAGAAAUAUUUCAUGUCUGCAGAAAUCCAGCGUAUUGUGCCAACGUGUACUGGGCUACCUUGGCAAAUAGGUUUGGUCCAUAUUGCUCACACAGAAGUUGCUGGAAAUGUUCAGUUACUGAUGACCCCAGAACCAACAUCCCAAAUCACUUGGCCUGACAUAAUUAACAGUGAUAUCAAACUGAAAACCAGACUGAGACUUCAGAUAAAGAAGGACAUGAUCUUAAACAUGGGAAUUAUUACACCCGAAAUUCAUGCCCUUCUGGAAAAAAAGGCCACAUUCACAGCAAACAUCCCCAUAAAUAUGGAUGUUGCUAUGAAUAUUAAAGAAAAGACCUUCGAACUUGAACUUCCACCAUGCAAGGAGGAAACAGACAUAAUUUCUCUAAGAUUAAAAACAUCUGCUAUCACAAGCAAUAUUGAAGAGGCACCUGCUGUUGUAUCUACCCCCGUUUUCCUCCCUGCAAAUCUGUCUAGAACAAUAGUAAAAUCCUUUGAUAGGUCAUCAGAAAAAGGGGAUAAAAGAAAGGACACACUUCCAUCAGAAAAGAAAUCAGCUAAAAAUCCCAAUGCACAGCUGGAAAAGUAUUUAGAAUCAAUUCACCAAACCAAAUGCUUUGAAGCCUGUACUUUUGGUUGUAAGUCUUGCUUCCACUGGGCAGAUAUGCAUGCUGGAUGUAUUGUACGAAGAUCUAUAUACAAUUUCAUUGGAGAAUAUGUUUUCAAAAUUUCCCUCAAGGAAUCUGAUCCAAAUGUCCCAAUUGAGAAGCUACGAUUCACCAUUCGGGGAGGUGCUCGUGUUGCCGAACAGAUGGUGCAUUUGUUAAGAAAUGAAGAAAAGGAUCUAUUAAUUAAAAGAUUGAAAAAGAUCCUUCCAGAUAGCUCUGGUGAGAGCAUUGAAAGUUCAUCAAGCAGUGAUUUUCAGGAGAGUGGUUUAAAGAAACUUAUAGGUCUAAAACAAGUUCCUACCAGCCAGCAGCAAGAUAAUGAACAACAGGAACAGGAUCAGAAAAGGCCUCAGUUCCAACAAAAUCAUCAUCUGGAAAAAAAGCAACAACUUAAUGAUACUAGAAGCAGCAGCAGCAGUGAUACCAGCAGCAGUAGUGAUACCACCACCAGCAGCAGCAGCAGCAGUGAUACCAGCAGCAGCAGCAGCAGCAGCAGUGAUACCAGCAGCGAUAACAGUGACAGCACCCAAAAUAAUAAGCAUGUUAAUGGAAGACAGCAAAAGGAGAAGAGUCAUCCAAGCAGGGAGAAAGAUGGGGCGGAAAAGAAACGCACCAAGAGGCCAGCUGAAGACUAUGAUGAGCAGGAACUUGGAGGCCAAGAACUGGCAAAUCUUCACUUCAGGGAAAGCCAGAUCGAUCAGUCAGGCAAUCCACUGCCUUAUUCUGAAGCAAGCAGCAGAAAUGACUCCAGCUGGCAAGAGGAGGCAAAAACCCCUGGAGGUGUGCUUCUGCCAUAUGUCACUGUUGUGCUUGAAGCAGUUAGGAGUGACAACAAAAAUCAGGGCUACAGUGUUUCCCUGUAUGAAAAGCAUGACUACCGCAAAACCUAUUUUAAAAUUGUUGCAAAUAACCUCAACCAAACUAAAUGGAGAGCUUGUCUUGACAGCCUUAUACAACCUAUUGGAUUCCAGUAUUCUUUGAGCUGGGGACAUGAAUGCAAGGAUUACAAAAUAGAAGUCAAGUUGUCCGAGGGCCAAGUUGCAAUUUAUAAAGCUAUCCAACUGAAAAUGAAAUGGACCAAGCUUUCUUUUUUCCGACACGAACAUUAUAUUGGGUUUAUGUAUUUACUUCCUGCAGUUGCAUAUCAUUUGGGCUUUUCCACACUUUAUCAGAAGAAUCCUGAGCGUGAGAUUAUAUUCAGAGUUGUUGAAAAAACUCCAGAAAUUUAUGUUGCUAUCAUUAAAAUUCCCAAUAGAACCUUUUACAAUGAUGAUUUUGAUCCUGAAUUUCUUUCCCCUGGCAUCCCAAGUUCAUAUUAUCAGAAUCCAAAAUUAAGCAGAUUUAAUGUAGCUUUAUGGCUGUCCAGACAAGUUGAAGCUGUAUGUGAGGUGCAAGAUGAAAUAAUUAAGACCUUCGACAACAAGAUAUUCAACACGACUAUUGCCAAGAGAGAAGGCAACCUUCUGAUAGUUAAGGAUUGCACCACAUCUGACAGUUAUAAACCACACUUCCAAAUAUGGAUCCAAUAUCCCACACCUGGUUUCCCAAAAGAAAUUCACAUAGCCAUUAACGUAACAGAAAUCACAAUCCAAGAUACCCCAGGGAUGCUGACUGUGUUACAUAAAGAAGCACCAAUACCAACAAACAAAGAAGCAAACAUUGAAAUUUUGAAAACAAGCAACAACGUUAAUGUCAAGGCUCCCGAAUAUGGCCUGGAAAGUGUGACAUAUGAUGGUAUGACACUGAGAAUAAAAACUUCUCCAAAGAUACAAGGCAAUACCUGUGGACUUUGUGGCGACUACAAUGGAGAAAUAAAACGUGAAACCCUGAUCCCAAACAAGCUGGCACUGAGCAAUACUGAUUUUUUUAAUUCAGCAGAAUUUAGAAAAUAUACAGCUGAAAAUAAAGUAAUACCACCAUUAUUUAUUAGCAAGAAGCCAACUCAAUUAUUAAAACAGAUUGUCAAAACGAUAAGUUUUGAAGCCAGAGGAGUUGCAUCUUGGGAUGCUGAAAAAAACUUGGUGAUUGGCUGGCCAAAAGCUGAUGCAUUCAUGUUGGGAAAUCUUAGAGAACUGAUGAGGCAAAUACUGUCUUCAAGAAGUGGAGAAAGGAUAUUGGAUCUCCUUAUCUCAAACUCCAUGAGACUAUGA